This is a messenger RNA of Suricata suricatta (meerkat), 1813 nucleotides long. RefSeq names its product arginyl-tRNA synthetase 2, mitochondrial (gene RARS2). The record is from RefSeq and is a predicted model, not a curated record. Lineage: Eukaryota; Metazoa; Chordata; Mammalia; Carnivora; Herpestidae. Gene Ontology annotation, molecular function: arginine-tRNA ligase activity; ATP binding. Gene Ontology annotation, biological process: mitochondrial translation; arginyl-tRNA aminoacylation. The transcript is spliced from 20 exons. The coding region runs from base 41 to 1777 and encodes 578 amino acids. Gene Ontology annotation, cellular component: mitochondrion; cytoplasm.
UCCGGGCCAGGCAGACGGGGCGUGCUUCGUGGAGGCGGCCAUGGCGUGUGGCUUCCGUAGGUCCAUCGCCUGUCAGCUUUCCAGAGUAUUGGAUCUUCCACCAGAAAACUUGAUCAAGUCAAUAUCUGCAGUUCCAAUUUCCAGAAAAGAAGAGGUAGCUGAUUUUCAACUUUCUGUGGAUUCUCUAUUGGAAAACAACAAUGACCAUUCAAGAUCAGAUAUUCAAGUUCAAGCCACAAGACUGGCAGAGAAGCUAAAAUGUGAUACAGUGGUAAGUGAAAUCAGCACUGGUCAAGGGACUGUGAAUUUCAAAAUAAACAGAGAACUAUUAACAAAGACAGUACUACAACAAGUAAUCAAAGAUGGCUCAAAAUAUGGGUUAAAAAGUGAGCUAUUCUCUGGUCUUCCCCAGAAGAAGAUCGUGGUUGAAUUCAGUUCACCUAACGUCGCCAAAAAGUUUCACGUCGGACAUUUGCGUUCUACCAUCAUAGGAAAUUUUAUAGCAAAUCUCAAAGAAGCUUUAGGACAUCGAGUCACCAGAAUAAACUACCUUGGAGAUUGGGGAAUGCAGUUUGGUCUUCUGGGAACUGGCUUCCAACUAUUUGGCUAUGAAGAAAAACUUCAGUCCAGUCCUUUACAGCACCUCUUUGAAGUUUAUGUACAAGUUAAUAAAGAAGCAGCAGAUAAUAAACAUGUAGCAAAAUCAGCACAUGAAUUCUUUCAGCGGUUGGAACUGGGUGACAUGCAAGCACUUGCGCUGUGGCAGAGAUUUCGAGACCUGAGCAUAGAAGAAUACGUGCGGAUUUACAAGCGUCUAGGAGUACACUUUGAUGAAUACUCGGGAGAAUCAUUUUAUCGUGAAAAAUCUCAAGAAGUCCUAAAGUUGCUGGACAGUAAAGGACUCCUGCAGAAAACAAUAAAAGGAACCGCUAUAGUGGAUCUUUCUGGAAAUGGUGACCCCUCCUCAAUUUGUACUGUAAUGAGAAGCGAUGGGACUUCUCUCUAUGCAACCAGAGAUCUUGCAGCUGCUAUAGAUCGAAUGGACAAGUAUGAUUUUGAUACAAUGAUUUAUGUGACAGAUAAAGGGCAAAAAAAGCAUUUCCAGCAAGUGUUCAAGAUACUGCAGAUCAUGGGAUAUGACUGGGCAGAAAGGUGCCAGCACGUACCCUUUGGAGUGGUGCAGGGAAUGAAGACUCGAAGAGGAGAGGUUACUUUUCUGGAAGAUGUUCUAAAUGAGAUCCGAUCAAGGAUGCUACAGAACAUGGCUUCUGUUAAAACUACCAAAGAACUGGAGAACCCACAGGAGACCGCGGAGAGGGUCGGGCUUGCAGCGCUCAUUAUUCAGGACUUCAGAGGUUUACUCUUGUCUGACUACCAGUUCAGCUGGGACCGUGUUUUCCAGAGUCGUGGGGACACAGGAGUCUUCCUGCAGUACACGCAUGCGCGCCUCCACAGUUUGGAAGAGACUUUUGGAUGCGGUUAUCUAAAUGAUUUCAACACUGCUUGUUUACAAGAACCACAGUCUGUUUCCAUUCUUCAGCAUCUUCUCAGGUUCGACGAGGUGCUUUAUAGAUCAUCUCAGGACCUUCAACCCAGGCACAUUGUCAGUUACCUUCUAACUCUAAGUCAUCUUGCAGGUAUGGCACACAAGACACUGCAUAUAAAAGACAGUCCUCCUGAAGUGGCUGGGGCCAGACUUCAUCUUUUCAGAGCUGUGCGUUCUGUCCUAGCCAACGGAAUGAAACUUCUUGGAAUAACACCUGUAUGUAGGAUGUAAUUUCUAAUUAAAGUAGCUUUUUAAUUACUAAGUGAA